AAUGAAGAAAAUGAGAGACUUAUUAGAGAUGAUGGAGAACCGAACGACCAAUUAGUAGGGGAGGUGACAAGACAAGAGGUAGAAAGAGCACUGAAGAAAAUGAAAAAUGGCAAGUCAAUAGGGCCCGACGGAAUACCAGUAGAAGUAUGGAAAGCCUUAGGAAGAGAAGGAGUUGACAUGUUGCACCAGCUGAUCAGAGGAAUAAUGGAGAAGGAAGUUAUACCAGAAAAGUGGAGAGAAAGCACACUGAUACCGAUCUUUAAAGAGAAGGGAGACAUCCAGGGCUGUGAGAACUAUCGAGGGAUAAAACUAAUGUCUCACACCCUUAAACUAUUCGAAAGGGUGUUGGAUGAUAGAUUGAGACAGGUGGUACAUAUCGGUAGGCAACAACUAGGAUUUAUGAAGGGACUUGGAACGGUUGACGGAAUUUUCUCACUUCGACAGAAUAUGGAAAAACAUCGGGAAAAGCAGAAAGUACUACAUAUGUUUUUUAUUGACUUGGAGAAAGCAUACGAUAGGGUCCCACGGCAAGAAGUAUGGAGAAGCCUAAGAGAAAGAGGAGUGCCAGAAAAGUAUGUCAGAAUUGUCCAAGAAUGCUACAGGAAUGCCACAAUUAGACUAAAUGGUGAAAUGUUGAAGAGAGUGAAAACAUUUAAGUACUUGGGAUCAAUGGUAGACGAGACAGUGGAGAUGGAAAAAGAAGUGAAUUUCCGGAUCCAAUGUGGCUGGAAUAACUGGCGGAAAGUUUCUGGUGUGAUAUGUGAUAGGAGGGUACCAGUAAGAGUGAAGGGUAAAGUUCACAAAGCAGUGGUCAGACCUGCAAUGGCGUAUGGGCUUGAAGCAGCACCUCUGAAGAAGAACGAAAAAAAGAUGGAUGUGGCGGAAAUGAAGAUGUUGAGAUGGAUGGUAGGAGUCACCAGAAGAGAUCGAAUUAGGAAUGAAUAUAUAAGAGGAACAGUGAAAGUAAUUGAAAUCUCCAAGAAGAUCCAGGAGUCAAGAUUGAGGUGGUAUGGACACUUGAGAAGAAGAGUUGGGGAAGAUCAUGUGGGAAGGGAAGUCAUGGAAAUGGAAGUGCAGGGAAAUAGAAGAAGAGGAAGGCCCAAACGAAGGUGGAUUGAUAGCAUAAACGGAGAUCUAAGGGAGAAGAAUUUAAACCCAGAGAUGGCCAACAACAGAAAUACGUGGAGAAGGCUCAUUCACAACGGCGACCCCGAAUAGGGAAAAGCUGGGAAGAA
Molecule: messenger RNA, 1235 nt
Organism: Eriocheir sinensis (Chinese mitten crab)
Lineage: Eukaryota; Metazoa; Arthropoda; Malacostraca; Decapoda; Varunidae
Exons: 2
Coding region: 100-1218 (372 amino acids)
Source: RefSeq, a predicted model, not a curated record